Rhagoletis pomonella (apple maggot) is the source of this 663-nucleotide messenger RNA. RefSeq lists its product as uncharacterized. Lineage: Eukaryota; Metazoa; Arthropoda; Insecta; Diptera; Tephritidae. The record is from RefSeq and is a predicted model, not a curated record. The transcript has a single exon. The coding region runs from base 1 to 633 and encodes 210 amino acids.
AUGAAAGUAACUGUGCUCGCCCUCAUCUUUGGACUGUGCCUGGCAGUCGCUGCCGCUUAUCCUCAGUCCGGUAUUGAUUACUCUAUCGAAAGUGAAGAACUAGAGGAAUUUACACCAUUGGAAUAUGCCGAGGAUACGACCGAUGAAGAAGCAUUCUCCAUUUUAGGUUUCUUGUAUUUGACCAUCAGAGCUAGCCUGCGUACGCUGAAAGGUGUUAACUGUACCGUUAAACGUGUCCUAACCAUUCGUACGGCUGGUGUGGAUUUCUUGGAUGCUGUUCAAGACUGCAAUACCGGCGCUUCGAAGGAAUUUAAUGCGCUUGUUAACCAAGUGCAAGCUGUUGUGAAUACCACCAACGACAUCAUCAACGUGAACACCAAUGUAUGCCACAACGGUGCUUUGGACGCGGCAGCAGAUGCCAAGAAGACGACUCCAAUCAAAUGUUUCUUCAAAUUAUUGGGUAAAACGAUUACGCUAAAGCAUCAGAUAUCCAAGACGAUUUCCCUGUCGAAGAAAUUGCCAUCUACGUCAAGUACCUAUGGUGGAUGCGCUAAGACUUCGGUCAAUGAUUUGGUUGCCGUCUUCACCGAGUUUCCCACUUUCGUGAAAACCUGCUCAAGGUUGAGGAUUUAAGGCGUUUAUUUUAUUGAAUUUUGAAAUGCG